Messenger RNA from Sorex araneus (European shrew), 5470 nucleotides. RefSeq names its product TELO2 interacting protein 1 (gene TTI1). The transcript has 8 exons. Lineage: Eukaryota; Metazoa; Chordata; Mammalia; Eulipotyphla; Soricidae. The coding region runs from base 66 to 3323 and encodes 1085 amino acids. The record is from RefSeq and is a predicted model, not a curated record. Gene Ontology annotation, biological process: chromatin remodeling. Gene Ontology annotation, cellular component: cytoplasm.
GGUGGAAGAGGCGGGAGAGUGAGGGAAAGACUGGAAGACGAGGCUGCGUGCUCGGAGCCGGCCCCAUGGCCGUGUUCGACACGCCCGAGGAGGCCUUCGGCGCCCUGCGUCCCGUGUGUGUGCAGCUCACGAAGGCGCAGACGGUGGAGAACGUGGAGCGUCUGCAGGCGCAGCUGCGGGCCGUGAGCGACUCGGCCCUCCAGGAGCUCCAGCAGUACGUGCUGUUCCCCCUGCGCUUCGCCCUGCGCGCGCCGGGCCCCAAGCGAGAGGGCCUGCUGCAGAGCGUGGUGGAGUGCCUCGCCUCCGUGCUGGCCUCCACCUGCGUGCGGGAGCGGGAGCUGCUCCAGGAGCUCUUCUCCGAGCUCUCCGCCUGCCUCUACUCGCCCGGCGCCCAGAAACCCGCGGCCGUGUCCGAGGAGCUGAAGCUCGCCGUGGUGCAGGCCCUCAGUACCCUGAUGCACGCGGCCUACGGGGACGUCCUCCUGGCGUUCUACGAGCCCGCCGUUCUGCCUCGCCUGGGCUUCGCCGUGUCUCUGCUCCUGGACCUGGCGGAGCGGGAGAAGGCCAAGCAGAUUAAAAUCGCCGCCCUGGGGUGCUUGCAGGUCCUGCUCUUGCAGUGCGAGUGCCCAGACCACCCACGGGCCGGGGACGGGCCAGAAGAGGAGCAGCUGGGGGACUUGUUCGCGUCCUUCUUGCCGGGAGUCUCCACAGCCCUCACCCGGAUCAUCCUCGGAGACUUCAAGCAAGGGCACGGCAUCGUCGUGUCCGCCCUCAGAAUCUUCUCCAAGACCGUGAGCUUCGUUGUGGCCGACGCCCAGCUCGGGAGGACCCCCAAGGCCCGCGCCAAGCCGGCCGUGGAGCCCCGGGUGGCCGAGCUGAUGAUCCACCGGACCGAGGACUGGGUCAAGAGCACGGGCGCCAAGCUGACCGUCCUCAUUAAGAAGAUCUCCGAGAGCGUUUCCGUCCACCCUCACUGGCGGGUGCGGCUGGAGCUCGUGGACCUGGUCGAGACCCUCCUUCUGAAGUGCAGCUGCUCGCUGCUGGAGUCCGCAGGGCCCCUCCUGAAGGCCCUGGUGGGCCUCGUCAACGACGAGAGCCCCGAGGUCCAAGCCCGGUGCAGUCAGGUUCUGCGGCGGUUUGCGGAGCAGCGAGUGGUGGUGGGCAGCCGGGCCCUGGCCGACGUCCUGGCCGAGAACCUGCACUCGCUCGCCACGUCUCUGCCGCGCCUCAUGAGCUCCGUUGACGACCAGGGCAAAUUCUCCACCCUCUCCUUGCUGCUCGGUUACCUGAAGCUCCUGGGCCCGAAAGUGAACUUCGUCCUCAACUCCGGGGCCCACCUGCAGCGCCUCUCCCGGGCGCUCAUCCAGGUUCUGGAGUUAGACGUGGCGGACAUCAAAAUCGUGGAGGCGCGGCGCUGGGACCCCGGCCCUCUGAGCGCGUCCCCAGAGGCCUCCGCCAGCCGGCCUUGGAACCGCGUGCAGAGGCGAUACUUCCGCUUCUUCACGGACGAGAGGGUCUUCCUGCUCCUGCGGCAGGUCUGCCGGCUCCUCGGUUUCUACGGGAACCUCUACCUGCUGGUGGACCACUUCCUGGACCUGUACCGGGAGUCCGUGGCCCACCGCAAGCAAGCGGCCAUGGUCCUUAACGAACUGGUGAUCGGGGCCGCGGGGCUGGAGGCGGACGCGCUCCACGCGCAGCACGUGCAGACCAGCGCCGAGGACCUGCGAGGCAUCGUGACGUCGGUCCUCGAGGAGUACUUGAGCCGGGAAAACUGGUACCUGGUCACCUGUGUGGAGGCGGAGGAAACGGGAGAGGAGCUCUUGAGGAAGCCGUGCGGCCCCCAGGCCCUCACCGCCGCGGCCCACGCCUGCCCAGCGACCCCUCUGCCUGCCGGCUCGAAGCCGGCCCCCACGGUCUGCACCAUGAAUAGCAACAUCUGGCAGGUCUGCAUCCAGCUGGAGGGGAUCGGCCACUUCGCGUACGCGCUGGGAGGAGACGCCCGCUUGCUGCUGAUGUCGGCCCUCUACCCGGUGCUGGAGAAGGCCGGGGACCCGACCCUGCUCGUCAGUCAGGCCGCGACGAGCGCCAUGCUGGACCUCUGCCAGGCCUGUGGCUACGAAUCCCUGCAGCACCUGAUCAACCAGAACUCGGACUACUUGGUGAACGGCAUCUCCUUGAACCUGCGGCACCUGUCUCUGCACCCCCAGACCCCGAGGGUCCUGGAAGUCAUGCUGCGGAACUCCGAUGCCAGCCUGCUGCCGCUGGUGGCAGACGUGGUUCAGGACGUCUUGGCCACCCUGGACCAGUUUUACGAUAAGAGAGCUGCUUCGUUUGUCGGCGUCCUCCACGCCCUGCUGGCGGCAUUAGCCCAGUGGUUCCCAGCCCCAGAGAAGCUCCUGCCACUCCAAGAGCAAAGCCCAGAGGAAGAGGGAAGACCACCCGUCGAAAAGGGGCUCCAGGAGACCCCCACAGCCGAAGACAUUGAACGCUUUCUGCUCAGCUACCUCAAGGAAAAAGACAUAGCUGCCGGGAAUGUCUCGGACGGCGAGGACGAAGAGGAGCCGUUGGGCCCGCCCCCCGCCGACGAGCCUGACCCCGGCCCCCACGUGGAGCCGCCGCUGCCCGUGCAGGUCCAGAUAGCCACGGCCGUGAUGGAGCGCUGCAUCCACCUGCUGGCCGACACGAGCCUGAAGAUCCGCUUGAAGGUCUUGGAUGUGCUGGAUCUGUGCGUGGUGGUGCUGCAGGCCCACAAGAACCAGCUCCUGCCCCUGGCUCACCGGGCCUGGCCCUCACUCGUGCACCGGCUCACGAACGAUGACCCCCUGGCCGUGCUCAGAGCCUUCCAGGUCGUGCGCACGCUGGGAGGUACGUGUGGCGAUUUCCUCCGGAGCCGCUUCUGCAAGGACGUCCUGCCGAAGCUGGCCAGCUCCUUGGGGGCCCAGGCGCCCGUCAGCGCCAGGGCCGGCCCCGUCUACUCCCACACGCUGGCCUUCAAACUGCAGCUGGCCGUCCUGCAGGGCCUGGGCCCCCUCUGCGAGAGACUGGACUUAGGUGAGGGUGACCUGAAUAAAGUGGCGGGCGCCUGCGUGAUUUACCUCAGCGCCAAACAGCCCGUGAAAUUACAGGAGGCUGCCAGGAGCGUCUUCCUCCACUUGAUGAGGGUCGACCCGGACUCCACCUGGUUCCUCCUGCACGAGCUCUACUGCCCCGAGCCGCCGGCGCCGCCCCACCCCAGCCUCCAGCCCCUGCAGCUGCGGGCGACCCCGGCGCCACAGAACCCCUACAAGGCCAACGUGCUGUGCCUGCUGCGGGAGCUGCCCUGAGCCCCCCUCCCAUGGGGGCUCCCCGACCCCGCUCCCCCUCCGGGCAAGGAGGCGGCAGCAGCCUCUGCAGAGGAGCAGGCGGGCGAAGACGGAGCUCGCCAAGCAUCGAUCCCUGGACUGAUCGAUGGCACCACCGCCCGGGAGCCGGGGGAGCAGCGCGGCUGGCGCUUUAGAUUUCACACGGGCUGUCUGCAGGCGCCACAGUCGGGCAGCUCUGCGGGCUAAGGGCCUUGCUGGCACCUCCGUGCCCUGUGCACAGCCCUGCCACGCCGGGAAUCCAGAGACAUGGGGAACAGAGAGCGUACAAUUACAGACACACAGAGAGAGAGAGACACAGGGAACAGAGACCACACGAUUCCACACACACAGACACACAGACACGCGCAUACACACACAUGGGGAACAGAGACCACACGAUUCCACACACACAGACACGCGCAUACACGCACAUGGGGAACAGAGACCACACGAUUCCACACACACAGACACGCGCAUACACGCACACAGGGAACAGAGACCACACAAUUAUAUACACAGAGAGAGAGACAUACAGAGAGACAUGGGGAACAGAAACCGCACUAUUACGCGCACACACACACACACACAGACACGGGGUACAGAGACUGCACGAUUACACACACGCGCACACACACAAACACAUUCACACAUGCCGGCAGGGGCCCCAGCCAGGAGUCUACCGCCCGCCCGCAUGGGGACUCGCAUCCUCCAGAACUGAGGAGCUGGACCUGCGCCCAACAGACGGAAAUAGGCACAACGGGGAUGGAAGCUGAUGCCCAGUCCCCACGGCAGACACCUUGGGCCCUCUUGGGCCCUCGCUUCCAGAGAUGACGUCUUCGUUACAGAUGACUGCGUGGGCGGCCUGGCUCCCCGCCACCCUGCCACUCUCCUCCCCGACCCACCCAGCCCCGGCUGAUGGUGAUAGAAUCUCACACGCAGCCGAAAUCUUCCUAUUGAACGUGCAGCCACUGUAACAUGUUGCAGCCACUGUAACACGAUCACAGCUACAUAUGUAUCGAGGAAAGACACUUCCCUCGCGGUCUGCCUUGCCCUGCAGCGCUGGGACCAGGAUCCAGCCCAGGUCCAGACUGCCGGGAGCACUCGAUGGUAAAUCUUUUCACCUAUUCCGGAUUCUCCUUCCCACCCUCACUUCUUUCCUGCCGUUUUUGUUUUGUUUCAGGAAACGAGGCCAUAUUCCCACUCGCCCAGUCCGGGCCGCCCGUGGGGCCAUUUCCUGAGUGCCCCUGUUGCCUGUAUUUCCCUCCAGCCCGGGUGGCAGGACACUCAGGUUUGAUGAUGCUGUCCAGGGCCCAGCUCCCUCCUAGGGGCCGCUGCUGGCUUGGACCGGGAAUAUACUCGGGGACACGGCGCCCGCCCUCUGCACUGCUGGCCCUGACCCUCAGCUUUCAGCCAGAGUCCGUAAGGGAACCAUCCCUGCACCUGUGCGUCAGCCUGGAGAGAGUUUGGGUAGCAGAGGGGCACGUGCUUGAUUUUUCUCCCUAGGGCACUUCAGACAGAGAGAGAGACACAGAGAGAGAGAGUGAGAGAGAGAGAGAGAGAGCUCCCAGGAUUUAAAAUAUACAGACUAGGUACAUUUAGUACAGAUGCACACCAGGAAUGGGACCCACUUCCUCCCCUGCACACAUUCACUCGGAAAACCCAGAAGACGCGCAUCAGACCGAGGUGUGGCCGUCCCUCCAGGCCCCUCCCAGUGCCUGGGGCUGUCAGGCUCAGGUGGGGUCCCCAGCAGCCUCCCUCAAGGUCGGGGAGGGCCUCUGGGGUGACGGCCUGACGGUAGUGUUCACGGUGCCCCAAGGAAGGGGGCAAAGGGGCAGUGUCCUGUAGCAGAGGGGACGACAGGAGGACUCACAGCCCAGUCCUUAGCCUGCCGGGACCCUCGGGGGCCAGCUGUUUCCCCUCUCCAGGGCCUGACGGAGGAGUGAGAGUCGCGUGUGGCUCCGUGAGGCGGAAGCAGGCAGCCCUGCCGCGAGCAGACUCGGAGGGCCGGGCCGUGUGGGCGGAUCUGCCGGGCAUUCCCGGAGCCCUCGUCCUGGAAGACCUGAGACUUCCUGCAUUGCUUUCAGAUUCCUGCAGGCUGAUCAUUGGACUUGAUUUAAAAAAAAGAAAGA